This is a messenger RNA of Dermacentor andersoni, 1216 nucleotides long. RefSeq names its product thiol S-methyltransferase TMT1A-like. Gene Ontology annotation, molecular function: S-adenosylmethionine-dependent methyltransferase activity. The record is from RefSeq and is a predicted model, not a curated record. NCBI's taxonomy places the organism in Eukaryota, Metazoa, Arthropoda, Arachnida, Ixodida, Ixodidae.
AGUUUGCAAGAUGUUGUUUGGGGGUAUUCCUGGAGCUAGUAGAGCCGUCAGUGUUAGUCCUCUAGGGGAAUAUUUUGUUCUUGUAUGCGCUCUGUGUGCGUUUACAGAUUGUAGGUGUAGCUCGCACAUUUUCUGAGGACAACCAGCGAGUAGAACACAGCCUCCACCGUUUUGGUACGACCAACAAGGUUUCCUGCAGAGACAGAGAGCUUUUGAAGUCUUCACAUCAGUGUAGUGCGCCUGCCCCAUGACCGUAAAAGCGACGGAUUUGCGUCGGAGUUUACACGGAGUGUGAUAUCUCCUCUUGUACUGUAAAAAAAACCGAACUCUACAAAUACAAGCAAAUUAGCCGGACUGAAACACUACGGAAGAGCGCCUUGCUCGGAAGCAUGUCUACUCCGAAACAACCAACCGCCGUCAUCGAGCGAAAGUGGUCUCGCCUCCUCCUGAACUACGCCUUGCACACCACAAUUGGGAUAUGUGGUAUUGCACUCAUGCCCCUCUUGAUCGUGAGCCACCGUUUCCAAGAAAACUUCUUCGCUUUCAUCUACGUGAUCCUACAGCGGUUCAUGAAUGACGAAGUGGCCAUGAUUCGACGAACCAUCAUGUCCCAUCUCGACGACAUGUCUCCGCAAGAGCCCUCGUUAAGUCCCCGCGGUUCACUGCGCGUGUUGGAAGUCGGAGCAGCCUAUGGACCAAAUCUCGAGUUCAUCCUGCGACCCGUCGAGUACUGGACGGUGGAGCCGAACAGAAACUUCGAGGAUUCGUUCAUGCGAAACCUUCAGAGAAACUCGAACGUGGAGAUGCAGCGAUUGAUCACGGGAUACGGGGAGGACAUGCGCAUGUUGCCAGACGGCUACUUCGACGCAGUUGUCCUCUGCUUCGUACUUUGCUCGGCAAAGGACGGAUCGAAAGUCCUGGGCGAAUGCAAGCGUGUAUUAAAGAAGGACGGUCGCCUUCUCUUCGCUGAGCACGUCGCCCACGAGAAAGGCACUUUCUCAAGGUUUAUACAAAAUACCCUGACCCCACUGACCAAGAAAUUUGCCUGCGGUUGCCACAUGAAUCGCGAAAGCGGUGUUCUGCUGAAAAAUGCCGGUUUCUCUGCCAUAGAGAUAAAUGCGGUUCACCUGAACCUGCCUGUACUGCUCAGCUAUAACAUCUAUGGCGUUGCGACAGCAUGAAACACUUGUGAUAAAGCGAGCUGUGCUAAAGAAAA